Messenger RNA from Rhinichthys klamathensis goyatoka, 1219 nucleotides. It is a transcript of the gene agpat2, whose product is annotated as 1-acylglycerol-3-phosphate O-acyltransferase 2 (lysophosphatidic acid acyltransferase, beta). Gene Ontology annotation, molecular function: 1-acylglycerol-3-phosphate O-acyltransferase activity. Lineage: Eukaryota; Metazoa; Chordata; Actinopteri; Cypriniformes; Leuciscidae. The transcript has 6 exons. Gene Ontology annotation, cellular component: membrane; endoplasmic reticulum. The record is from RefSeq and is a predicted model, not a curated record. Gene Ontology annotation, biological process: phosphatidic acid biosynthetic process. The coding region runs from base 288 to 1175 and encodes 295 amino acids.
AGUGACACUCCAUACGGCCAAAGGUUACACUCAGAGGCGCUCUCAGUGGAUAACCCACGCCUGGCUCUCUCCAUAAACCUCCGGUUCUGGUUGACAUCCCCCUCGUGCGCGUGAUAUUACGUAAACGACUAGCAGGAGGAUCGGUAAAGUUGCUCAAGUGUGCGACCUGGACGUGGUGUCUGAUGUAGACUCGGUUCUGAGUUGGUCUCGUACGGUCUUCCCUCCGCUCCACACCGCUGGCCUUGUAUCAUUUCUCGACAGCCGGGAAAGAGGCGCUGGUCGCGGGUAUGGAUGCCGUGUGGAUGCUGCCUGUGCUGCUGGUGCUCCCGCUUCUGUUAUGGACCAGCAGCACGUUCGUUUACUAUUUCAAGAAGUGCUUUUAUGUGGCGUACAUGAUGCUGCUGGCCGUUGCCACCAUACCGUUGUGCAUUCUGAAAAGCGGCGGCAGAGACAUUGAGAAUAUGAGGGUAAUCCGGUUCAUGGUUCGUCAUGUGAAGUAUUUCCUGGGUCUGCGCUAUCAGGUCAGCGGUUGGGAGCAUCUACAGACAGAAGGACCCUACGUCAUCAUCUCCAACCACCAAUCAUCACUCGACGUGCUGGGCAUGAUGGAGAUACUGCCGGACCGCUGCACGAUGGUAGCCAAGAAGGAGCUGGUGUGGGCCGGGACGGUGGGCAUGAUUUGCUGGCUGGGAGGAAUCGUCUUCAUCAACCGCCAAAAGACCAGAGACGCCAAGAAUGUCAUGAGUGAAGCUGCUAAAACCAUGAUAGCCGACCAGAUCCGAUUGUGGGUGUUUCCAGAAGGCACACGGAAUCAGAACGGCGGGCUUCUUCCGUUUAAAAAGGGAGCGUUUCAUCUGGCCGUUCAAGCACAGGUGAGAGUUACUCCCAUCGUGUUCUCGUCCUACAGUAACUUCUACCUACGAAAACAGAAGAGGUUUCUAACAGGAACCAUCACUCUGAAAAUCCUUCCAAAGAUCGAGACAAAGGGACUGACGGCAGAUGAUGUCACGGCUCUCUCCGACCAAUCAUUCGGCGUCAUGCAUUCGGCCUUCCUGGAGAUUUCCAGCCAAGCCCCCCAGUGCAACGGGGCCGUCCAGCCACUGAGCGCUGCCGGCGCGCCCUAUCUUUCGCUCCGACAACAAGGAUGGCUCGAGACUACGCCGUUGCCGUGGUGACGGUAACCGCGACAACCAGGCGCUUUAGUAUCCUCUCCGACGGC